Molecule: messenger RNA, 2248 nt
Organism: Raphanus sativus (radish)
Lineage: Eukaryota; Viridiplantae; Streptophyta; Magnoliopsida; Brassicales; Brassicaceae
Product: probable E3 ubiquitin-protein ligase ARI2
Exons: 7
Coding region: 193-1920 (575 amino acids)
Biological process (GO): ubiquitin-dependent protein catabolic process; positive regulation of proteasomal ubiquitin-dependent protein catabolic process; protein polyubiquitination
Cellular component (GO): ubiquitin ligase complex; cytoplasm
Molecular function (GO): zinc ion binding; ubiquitin conjugating enzyme binding; ubiquitin protein ligase activity
Source: RefSeq, a predicted model, not a curated record
GGUCAGAGUAUAACGUAAUUGGGCAUCAGUGUGUUUGUUGUGGACUUUAGCUGAAAUCUUUGUGGCGAUUCCAUUUGAUUUGAGCCUUAGAGACGCGAUUCAGCCCCUUCGCCGGCGAAAAUCUAACCCUAAUCUCGCCUACUACUAUUCCUUACAGCAUCAGUUAAUCAUCCCCAAAUCACUGAUUGAUCGAUGGAGAGCGGCGAGGAGGACGGUUACUAUUACACCUCCGAUCAAGAGUCUCUGGACGGCCUUGAUCAUGAUCAAUCCAAUCUCCAACCUCUCUCCUCCACAGUAAAUUCCGCCAAGGUCAUUACAAAGGAAUCGCUUUUGGCUGCACAGAGGGAGGAUCUGCGGAGAGUGAUGGAGUUGUUAUCGCUAAAGGAGCACCAUGCUCGGACUCUUCUUAUCCAUCACCGAUGGGACGUUGAGAAACUGUUUGCUGUUCUUGUUGAGAAAGGCAAAGAUUUCUUGUUUUCCCGUGCCGGUCUUACACUUGUUCAAGAUCAUCCCACCUUUUCUCCUUCUUCCAUGAUGAGUUGUGAUAUCUGCGUAGACGACGUAGCAGGUCAUCUCAUGACAAGAAUGGAUUGUGGCCACUGCUUUUGCAAUAACUGUUGGGCUAGGCAUUUUGCUGUAAUGAUAAAUGAAGGUAAGAGCAAAAGGAUUAGAUGCAUGGCUUACAAAUGCAACGCUAUUUGCGAUGAAGAUGUUGUCCGGAGUCUUGUUAGUAAGACCCAACCAGAUUUAGCACACAAGUUUGAUCGUUUUCUUAUCGAGUCAUACGUCGAAGACAACAAAAUGGUGAAGUGGUGUCCGAGCACUCCGCAUUGUGGGAAUGCAAUACGUGUUGAGGACGACGAGCUCUGUGAAGUUGAAUGCUCUUGUGGGUUUCAGUUCUGUUUCAGCUGUUCCUAUCAAGCCCACUCCCCUUGCUCUUGUUCCAUGUGGGAGCUUUGGAGGAAAAAAUGCCAUGAUGAGUCUGAGACUGUUAAUUGGAUUACUGUUCACACCAAGCCGUGUCCCAAAUGUUACAAACCCGUUGAAAAGAAUGGUGGAUGCAACCUCGUGACUUGUCUCUGCGGACAAUCUUUUUGUUGGUUGUGUGGUGAAGCUACGGGAAGGGAUCACACUUGGUCUAGUAUCUCGGGUCAUAGUUGUGGUCGGUACCAAGAAGACAAAGAGAAACAGCUGGAGAGAGCGAAAAGGGAUCUUUACCGGUAUAUGCAUUACCAUAACCGUUACAAGGCACAUAUCGAUUCCUCCAAGCUAGAGGAUAGGCUUAGUGAUACUAUCCUCGAAAAGGUGUCAAUUUUAGAGAGAAGGCAGUUACAACUUAAAGACUUCAGCUGGGUAACCAACGGGCUCCAUCGGUUGUUUAGAUCAAGGCGAGUUCUCUCGUAUUCAUACCCUUUCGCGUUUUACAUGUUUGGAGAAGAACUGUUCAAAGACGAGAUGAGUGCUGAAGAGAGAGAAAUAAAACAAAACCUGUUUGAGGAUCAGCAGCAGCAGCUUGAAGCCAACGUUGAGAAACUUUCCCAGUUCUUGGAAGAGCCCUUUGAUCAAUUCGCUGAUGAUAAAGUCGUGCAGAUAAGGAUUCAAGUCAUAAAUUUGUCUGUUGCAGUGGAUACUCUCUGCAAAAAAAUGUAUGAGUGCAUUGAGAAUGACUUGCUGGGUUCUCUGCAACUUGGCAUCCACAACAUUGCUCCAUACAGAUCAAAUGGAAUAGAACGAGCAUCGAACUUUAUUAGUUCCCGUGAAGCUGCCGGUGAGAAACGCCAACCUCCGAAUUCAGGAUGGAACUCAGAAGACACAAGUUGCUCUUCGAGGAAACGUCCCAGAAGAGAAGGAGUUUACAGAAAUAAUCAAACCACUUUACUGGAUUUAAACUUGCCAGCGGAUGUCAUUGAGCGGAAAUGAACUCAUCAUUCUUUGCCCUCCUCACCCUUUUUGUCCAGAUCAUGCUAAAUGUACAAAUCAUAACCCUAAACCCCUCUGCUUGAUAAAACUUUUACUAACAUUGCCCUUCCUCGGUUCUGAGGAAAAGGGCUAGUCUGCUUAUCUUCUAUUUACAAAUUCGUUCGGAAUUUACACAGAAUUUUGGUUAUGGUGGAUCGUAUUUUUUGGUAGUCUUAUGUAAGUUGCUUAGAAGCUGCCUUUGAACUCAGGCUUCUCUCAACGCCUCAAUGUGUAAAUGUUUAACCCAUGUAGUAAUUUGCUUUUGGAGGAUCCCUCCUGAUUUAUGUUA